This is a messenger RNA of Trypanosoma grayi, 1770 nucleotides long. RefSeq lists its product as hypothetical. NCBI's taxonomy places the organism in Eukaryota, Euglenozoa, Kinetoplastea, Trypanosomatida, Trypanosomatidae. The coding region runs from base 1 to 1770 and encodes 589 amino acids. The record is from RefSeq and is a predicted model, not a curated record. The transcript has a single exon.
AUGCUCAUCAAGCUGGUGUGUGAUGAUAGCUGCGGCUUCGUCAAACGCCUCGGCGCGGCGGAGAUGCGCGUUGGUUGGGUCGUUGAGGAGGACGUGCCGCUGCGGGACCCCACGCACAUCGCGGCGUUGAACGCCGCCAUCAACAAGAGCCAUCGCGAGACGUCUAGCAGCAGCGCCGCGAUAGCUGGCGCUGCGGAGGUUACGGACUUCAGUGGCUAUGCCCUUCUCCUGCCAACAUCUGACGAGCCGGUCGACACCCAGCGCACGCCGAACGAACUAGGGCUGAGGAGCGGUGCGACGCUGCAUCUUAUGCACGAAGCAGAACGCGUCUACGCGCAGAUGCCGCUCGCAUCCCCCACCACGGACUCCACACAGCAACAACAGCCUGUAAACACUGAGGAUGACACCGACGAGGAGAAUGACGAGUCGUACGUGUCGCAUGAUAUCGGCUGGUUCCCGUUCAUGCUGCGCCCGCGCGAGGGUGAGCCGCUGGUGCUCCUCAACGACCCCUCCGCGCAGGUGCAAGAGCCGGAUGCGGAGCCCGUCACGCAGUCGCUCUGUGAGACGUGCGGCACCGUUGUCUCCCACGGCGACGCCUUGCGUGUUUCGGUGGACCGGCACUACAAGCCGAUGCUGAUGCGGCAGGAGUUCCUCGAGGUGUGCAUGGAGAAGCUCGGCGGCGGCCAGCUGCGGCGCUGGCAGACGCGCUACGUGCAGAUGUCGGAGAAGUCAGUGGACUGGUUCGCCGAGAAGCCGCGGCCCGGUGUGAAGAGCCGCAUCCACGGCCACCGCUACCUCGUGUGUGACGGUGAGUGCCAGGUGGAGGCCCUGAUUGACCGCCCCGACCCGCAGCAGUACCCCAAGUGCGGCGACAAGAGCUUCUUCCACUUCGGCGUGGUCUUCCGCAACCCGCGCAAGACGUACCUCUUCCGCGUCACAACGGAGCAGAAGCGAGCGAUGGUGCUUAGCUUCCUCGACACGUGCGUGCGACGGGUGACGGAGCGCGCACCGCAGCGCAACCCCGUCGUGUGGAAGCAGCGCGCCGACGCGUUCCUCGUCAACGCAGCAGAGCUCGGCGAGCAGCACUCCCGCAACCGCAUGGAUAUCGAGGCGGUGCAGGCGAGCAUGCGCGCGCUGGAGACGGAGCUCGCGGAGUUGCUCAAGCACAAGCCGAGGCUGCAGGCUGCGCUCGACACGCAGGCGAGUUGCGUGCAGACGCUGCGGGCCGAUGUGAACGGCCACAAGGCGGGCGUCAAGCGGGCGCAGCAGCGCCUCCAAGCGGCGCAGAUGCGUAUUGCCGAGGAGGAGCGGCUGCUGCACGAGAAGGAACUUGAGAUGGGCGACGAGAUUCGCAAAGCCGCCAUGCUGAAGAGCCACGUGCUGCAGCAGCACGACACCGCGGAGCAACGCAUCCGCGAACUCCGCGCCCGCGCUGAGGCGCUACAGGAGCACGAGACCGCCUUGUUCCGCAAGUGGCGCAGCUUCGAGGAGCGGCACCGCGUGCCGCAGGGGCCGUCGCCGCGCAGCGGUCUGUACUCCUUCUCGGAAGGCGGCAUCGGCAUCCCGUGCGGCUCACCGCGGAUCUCCACGGAGCUCGCGGCAUCCGCGGCGCGACUCGCAUUGAACACAGCAACAAAAUCAACAUCAACAACAGCAACACCUGCACCUAUUGCAUCGCCAAUACUGCCCCGGCCGUCUGACGCCUCCACUCCUCUGCACUCCGCGCAGCGCCAGCUGCUGUACUCUGGCAGUCGUGAGCGGUCGACGUGA